Molecule: messenger RNA, 1011 nt
Organism: Aegilops tauschii subsp. strangulata
Lineage: Eukaryota; Viridiplantae; Streptophyta; Magnoliopsida; Poales; Poaceae
Source: RefSeq, a predicted model, not a curated record
AUGGCAGCGGGGUUCCGCCGGCGGCUCGCCUGCCUCACCGCCCCCAGGGCCUCCUCCUAUCUCCGCCGCACGCGCCACAAGAAGCUCUCCUACGCCCGCGCCCGCUCCGCCAGCCUCCCCGGCCGCUUCCACCCGGUCGUCGCCGGCCUCCACGACGCCGCCAACGAGGUGCUCGGGUGGACCGAGGCGCCGGCGCAGGCCGGCACGGAGUGGAUCGGUGACGGUGUGGGACACCUCGGCCGACUCCUGGCGGGGCUCACCGACCUGCUCCACCACCCGCAGGCGCAGGACCCGCUCCGGCACUCGCGUCGGCCGGGCGGCAAGGCGGCCGCGCCGUGGGCGGAGCGGCUGCUGGACGACCUCCUCCUCCUCGCCGACGCGCACGGCUGCUUCCGCGAGGCGCUCCUGUCCCUCAAGCAGCUGCUCGCCGAGGCCCACGCCGCGGUGCGCCGACGCGACGCCGCGCGCCUCGCGGCCGCGCUGCGCGCGCGCCGUCGGUCGGACCGCGACAUCUCCCGCCUCGCCUCCACAUUGCGCGCCCUCUCCCACCGUUCGUGCUCCUCCGCCGCGUCGACGUCCGACUCCGGCGAGGCCGCGCUCGCCGAAGCCGUUGCGGCCGCGACCUGCGCCGCGGCGGCCGCCUCCGCCGCAAUCUUCGCCGGUCUCGCCUCCGCCUCCGCCUCCUCUGCAUCGCGCGCAUUGACCUCCCCGACAUCGGCCUCUUCUCCCGCGAAGGCCGCGCCGGUGUGGUGGGUGUCCGACCUCCUACGCUGGCGGCGGCGCACGGUGUCCGUCGCCGCCUGCGAGUCCUCCGGAUCGCCCCGUGGCACCAAGGAGACACCUUCGGAAGAAUGCUGCGACGAGGAGGAGGACGAGAGGAAGGCGGCCAUGGAACGGCUGCGGGGCCUCGAGGAGUCCGUCGUGGCCGCCGAGGACGGCUGCGAGCAGGUGUACCGCGCGCUCGUGAACGCGCGGGUGUCGCUGCUCAACCUCCUCACGCCCUGCUUUUGA